UAACAGCUGAUUCCAGCACAGAUACACAAAUCUCGUCCGACGAGGAAGCAUGAGGUCUUGCAGUCUGUGCAUUGUACUGAGCUUGGCCGUGGCAGUUUACUGCGUGCCGGUAUCACAAGUUACCGUGCAAGAUGAGGGUUUUGCAGAGAGCUAUCUGAAGAAAUUCUUCAACCUAACAGAGGAGACCGGCUCAACUAUCAGACGGGGGAUCAGCCCGGUGACCAAGAAGCUGAGCGAGAUGCAGAGAUUCUUUGGUCUCCAGAUCACUGGAAUGCUAGACGCCGACACCUUGGAGAUGAUGAAGAAGCCCCGCUGCGGCGUUCCAGACAGCAAGAUCGCCCGUUUCUCCACAUUUGGAAAUGGCCUCAAGUGGGAGAAAAACAGCCUGACAUACAGGAUAGUGAACUACACGCCUGACAUGUCUGUGUCAGAAGUGGAUUACUCCAUAGAGAAAGCUCUGCAGGUCUGGGCCAAAGUCACUCCUCUCAGAUUCACAAGAUUCUACAGCGGCACCGCUGACAUCAUGAUCUCCUUCGGCCGCCUAUCACAUGGUGAUUACUACCCAUUUGAUGGCCCUGGCGGCACUCUUGCUCACGCCUUCUCACCAUCCUCUGACAUUGGAGGCGACGCUCAUUUUGACGAUGAUGAAACCUUCACUUUCCGCUCAAACAGAGGCUACGUCCUCUUCAUCGUGGCUGCCCAUGAGUUCGGCCACUCCCUGGGUUUGUCUCACUCUGAUGACCCUGGUGCUCUCAUGUACCCCACGUACUCAUACAGAAACCCCGACACCUUCGUUCUGCCCCGGGAUGAUGUCAACGGCAUCCAGUCUCUCUAUGGUCGAAACCCUGAGAAGGAUCCUGGUCAGCCUGGACCCGAGGCCCCAACGACACCCGAUGCCUGUGAUUCAACCAUGGUCCUGGAUGCUGUCACCACCCUGCGGGGAGAAAUGCUCUUCUUCAAGGACAGCUUCUUCUGGCGUAGCUACCCUCAGAGCAAUACACCUCAGCAGAGCCUCAUCACAAACUUCUGGCCCAACGCCCCCACCAACAUCGACGCUGCUUAUGAAAACCGACAGUCAGACAGAAUCUUCCUCUUUAAAGGUCGCAGAGUAUGGGCCUAUUCUGGCUAUGAACCUGUGCGUGGCUAUCCCACGAAACUCAACAGAAUUGGUCUGCCAAGAGGCGUGAGGAAAAUCGAUGCAGCCCUUUACGACGCGGAAUCUGGCAAGACUCUGUUCUUCGUGGGCGACUAUUACUUCAGUUAUGAUGAGGCCAGAAGGACUGUGGACCGGGGAUUCCCCAAGCGAGUGGAUCAGACCUUCUUCGGCCUGCCCGGCAAGGUGACUGCAGCUUUCCAGUACAGAGGUUUUACCUACAUCUACAGUGGACCUUACAUGUUUGAGUACAACCUGAGGACGGGGAGGUUGUAUCGUGUGCUGAGGAACAGUUACUUUCUGCGCUGCACUAACUUCUAGACCAGUUUACUAGCUAAGCUGCUUAUGAAGCCAGUCUGAAUGAGAAUGAAUUCACAUCAGUUUGCUAAAGCUAUACUCUUUUAAAUAUUUGUAUUAUUCCAAAUAUUAUAUUUUCAACAUUAAAUUCUAUCAAAUGUAUUUACAGCUGUAAACAUACAGUAAGUGUAUAAAUAAAAUGUGAUAUAAGUU
Messenger RNA from Acanthopagrus latus (yellowfin seabream), 1663 nucleotides. Its product is annotated as collagenase 3-like. Gene Ontology annotation, molecular function: zinc ion binding; metalloendopeptidase activity. The transcript is spliced from 10 exons. Lineage: Eukaryota; Metazoa; Chordata; Actinopteri; Spariformes; Sparidae. The record is from RefSeq and is a predicted model, not a curated record. Bases 50 to 1474 code for a protein of 474 amino acids. Gene Ontology annotation, biological process: proteolysis; collagen catabolic process; extracellular matrix organization. Gene Ontology annotation, cellular component: extracellular matrix.